UAUAUAAAUACCACCAAACCUGUUUCUUACUUCUUAGAACAGAAACAGAACAAAACAAUAAAAUUAAAUUUAAAAAAAAAAUAGAAAAAAAUGCAGAGAGAAGAAGAGAGUGUGAUGGAGUCGUUGGUGUGUCCAAGCUUCAGCGCCUAUUCCUCCAACACGCUCGACGACAUCGCGGAUCAGGUAACUCGAAACGACGACGUGCGUUUCGAAGAAAACGACACCGACUUCGAGUUCGUCGCGUUUCGCGAGGUUGCCGACGGAGUUUUCGUCGACGACAACGCGACUCCGGCGUUCCCGAUCUUCGACCGCGACCUCGCCACUGCCACGGCGGAGGACGGAGGAGAAGUAAAACGGCGAGUUUCCGGCGAGGAGGACGACGUGGUGGCGAUUCAGAUCACGCUCGGGAAGCUGCUGAUGGACGAUUCUUCGCCGUCGUGCUCGUCGUCAGAGGUGGAGGACGAGCUGGAGAAUGUUCCGCCAGGGACGUACUGCGUGUGGACGCCGAGGAAGGCGCCGCCGGCGCCUGCGUCUCCGUGCCGGAAGAGCAAAUCGACGGGAUCGUCGUUGUCGAAGCGGUGGAAGCUUCUGGAUUUGCUGCGGCGAAGCAACAGCGAGGGGAAGGAGUCGGUGGUGUUCCUGACGCCGUCGUCAGUGAAUUCGGCGAAGAAGGGAACGAAAUCGGAGACCGGAAAAAAAUCUCUGGCGAGUAGCGGCGGCGGCGAGAAGAGAAUUUCGGCGGUUCCGGCGGUGUCGGCGCACGAAGCGCUUUAUGUUCGGAACAGAGAAAUGAGGAGAGAGGUUAAACGACGGUCAUAUUUGCCGUAUCGACAGGAUUUGGUUGGUUUCUGUGUUAAUCUCAACCCCAUGGGCAAGGCAUUCCCUCUUCACUUUUGACAAAUUUUUUUUUUAAUGAUAAUUCUACGAACAACAAAAUUAUGAGCUCAAAAAACUAGGUUUUGAAUUUUCUUUUUCUUUUACUUUUAUUGCAUAGUGCUUAUUUGGAUAUCCAUUACAAAUGUUGGUGGUAAAAUGAAAUUUAUAAAAACAUUAUCAUUCUUUCUUUUGCGUUCAAUUUGGGGGGUCAUUAGAUUUGGUUUCAAAAUUCUGUGUAUAGUAAGUUGAACUGAAAAUGAAAGAUACUAUGGUGACUAUAUUUGUUAUGAUAGUCUCAUAGGCAAAAGUAACUGAACGAUGUGGAGAUUCAGUUGCAAAGCUAGGAAAACGAUGAAACUGAAGGUUUGUGUUUUUUUUUUUAUUUUGGAGGGUUUGUUUGGUUUACAGUUAACGUGUCACCAUGUAAAUAAUAGUGACAAGUCCUUUUA
This is a messenger RNA of Glycine soja, 1325 nucleotides long. RefSeq lists its product as uncharacterized. The transcript has a single exon. Lineage: Eukaryota; Viridiplantae; Streptophyta; Magnoliopsida; Fabales; Fabaceae. Bases 91 to 897 code for a protein of 268 amino acids. The record is from RefSeq and is a predicted model, not a curated record.